This is a messenger RNA of Lactuca saligna, 1151 nucleotides long. The record is from the annotation of a GenBank genome assembly. Lineage: Eukaryota; Viridiplantae; Streptophyta; Magnoliopsida; Asterales; Asteraceae.
GUGGAAGGUGGGGAAAGAUAUUCCUAGGGGACACUUGAUAGUACAAAACUAAUUCUAAUUUUAUCUCUCAUAAUAACUACACUAACCAACUUAUAGAUUCUGUCUUUACUCAGAAGAUUCUUCGAAAUUACAGAUCAGAAACACUUGCAACGAUUUGAUGCAUAUUUUAAAGAAAACAAUAGCUCAAAAAUUCGAUUUCUGGAAUCCCAAAUUCCAAUUCUUCCGGUGUCAGUAGUUUCGAGAUGAACGACGGUUUGUUCUUCAAGAUAAAACUCCUUCUCCGAUCUCGUACAGUCCCAGUAAUUUUCUUGAGGCGUUUCUCUUACAAGACCAUAAAGCGAGCCACAAACGAUUUCAGUAGAGUUAUUGCGACUUCUUCCAAUGGGACUUCUUAUAAAGCUCGAUUUGAAGGCGAUCAUGCUGCUGUGGUGAAAGAAAUACAUCUGAUUGAUCAAGAAGAUGAUUUCUUCUAUCGGGAGGUCCAAAUUUUGGGACGUUUGAAUCAUCGUCAUGUUGUUUCCCUUACUGGAUUUUCUGUAGGCCAAAAGAAGUUUCUCAUCUUUGAGAACGUAGAAAAUGGAAGCCUCAAGGAACAUUUGAAUGAUCCAUUGAGGACCCCUUUGAAUUGGAGAAUCAGAUUAAAGAUAGCCGUUGGUGUAGCUGCUGCAUUGGAAUAUCUACAUUUCUUUUGUGACCCUCCGGUAUACCAUGUCUCUAUCAGUUCAAACACAAUCAUGCUAGACGAGAAUUUUGAUGCAAAGCUAUCGGAUGUUGGGCUCCUUGGUUCGGGUAGUGAUCAGGUUAUGGCAUGGAGGACUUCAAGUUCUAAUGAAACAAACGGGCAGGUGUACGGAAACAUAAUGUAUCAACUUGGGUUGUUGAUCCUUGAACUAAUAACGGGUCAGUCAUCAGAGAAAACGGGUCCUGAUUUGAUCCAAUGGAUCGAAGAAUCUUGUUUUCCAACAUCAAUGGAUAACAUGAUCGACCCUGAUCUUGGUAAUAAUUACGAUUCUAGAGAGCUUAAAGGACUGUUAGCAGUAGCAAGAUUUUGCAUAAAAUCAGUGGAUAAACCGAAUGCAUACAAUUACACUCCACAGAUAUAUAGGUAUCUACAGAGGAAGGUGGUGAAUGAUCUUGUUUUGUUUUUUUAA